Anopheles marshallii is the source of this 330-nucleotide messenger RNA. Its product is annotated as protein FMC1 homolog. NCBI's taxonomy places the organism in Eukaryota, Metazoa, Arthropoda, Insecta, Diptera, Culicidae. The coding region runs from base 1 to 330 and encodes 109 amino acids. The record is from RefSeq and is a predicted model, not a curated record. The transcript has a single exon. Gene Ontology annotation, cellular component: mitochondrion.
AUGGCAACCGCUAUUCGUGCAGCAAGUAGCAGUAGAACGCUGAAGCAACUGUUAUCGGAACUGAAAGCCAUUCGUUCCGGUGAAGGUGCUGGUGCGUAUUCACUGGCCUCCCAGUACAUCUUGGACCAGUAUCGGCGUUUCGAAACGACGGAGCAGCAACACUGUCGUGCGAAGGAGGAACUGCAGUUUACUGCGGAAACGUAUCACUGCUAUCUGGAAAGCUUACGCAAACUGAAGGAGUUAAACGAAACCUAUCGCGGUAAGGGUGAACGAAGCAUCCGCGAAACGGCGGAUAUGGUAGGCUUUAAGUUACCGCAUGAUCCCAAGUAG